Messenger RNA from Gongylonema pulchrum, 510 nucleotides. The record is from the annotation of a GenBank genome assembly. NCBI's taxonomy places the organism in Eukaryota, Metazoa, Nematoda, Chromadorea, Rhabditida, Gongylonematidae.
GUUUUUGCGACACAGCAAACGCGGCCACUGUGGAAAACACCGGUGGAUUACUUAUUGUAUCGGACAUAUCGUAAAUACCGAAGUUACUAUCACCGGCCAGCAGCUAACGAGUUAUUAAAUGGAUCAUCGACAACAAAUCAAAACCCAUUACGAAUCAAUGUUCAAAUGUCGGACGAUAAGCAAACUGUGCCACUGCAACUGUCAUACGAUUCGCCUCAAGAUCAGUUUGCUGUUAAUUAUCAAGAAAUCCUUCGAAAUUACAAGAAAAGUAUGUAUAGCAGACUGAACAAAAGCAGUACAAUAAACAGAUACAAUCCAAACAUGUAUGGUCAAACCAGGAUAAUACAUGCAGAUCCAUCAGCGCAAGCUUUAACAGCUGCGCAGGCAAGCUAUGAUGCAAGGAAUAAGCAGAUGCAGUACGGGUCGAACAAUUCGCAAACACAGCCAAGCGGAUUCACUGGGGAACCCUAUUCACAGAGCUACUAUCAAGCAACACUCAUCAACCGAUAA